AUGGAGAUGAAGAUACAGAUACAAAUAGAAAUACAUGGGGAUGUGAAGGCGGUGAAAGAUCGGAGUAUAGCCAAGGGCGCGAAGACAGAGAGCGUGAGGGGCAGAGGGCAGUCCGGGCGGAGGGCGAGAGGCGCAGCGGUUAUGGAGGACGAAAAUACUUAUGAUCCAUCAAAGGAUCCUAAAAGAAAAGCCAAGUCUAAAGACCCCGGUUGGAAGUAUGGAUUUUGGCCAGAUUUAAGUAAAAAAGAGUUGAUCGGAUGUACGUUGUGUGGAAGACAAAUUAGCCAAGGCAUUAAAAGAUUGAAACAACACUUGGCUAAGGGGUAUGGAGAUGUUGUUGCAUGCCCGAAUACAACAACAGAGAUUAUGAAAGAAAUGCGGGAGUAUAUCUUAAAAAAUUCAAGGAACAAACAACUAAAUUUGGAUGACGAUGAUGGGGAUAAUGGUUCACAAGAAGUGUCAAUGGAACCAACACAACCAAGACAACCAUCAUCUCACGACUCAAUUACUCAUCCAAGUUCGGGGACUAGUUCUAAAAAGAGGCAGUCGGCUUUGAGGUUUGCACAACCGGCGCAAAAAACAAUUGCGGCAAUGGUUAGGAAAACCCCUGAAGAAGUUGUGGAAGAAAGGCGUAGCAAGGGUUAUCAAAGAACCCUUGAAGAUUGUACAAGAACUAAAGAAGAGAAAGAGAGAACAGCAAUGCAUGUUGCAAACUGUUUCUACGAGUGUGGCAUUCCUUUUAAUGUCGCAAAUGCCUUUAGUUCUGAGGUCAUGUUAGAGUCCGUUGCACAAUUAGGACCCGGGUGGAAACCUCCUAGCUAUCAAGAACUGCGGGUCUCACUCUUAGAGAAAGCAAAAAAGGAAAUAGAUGUGUUGAAAGACAAACACAAGCUGGCUUGGAGGCGGUAUGGGUGUACUUUGAUGUCCGAUGGAUGGACUGACAGAAGAAAUCGACAUUUGAUAAACUUUCUUGUAAACAGUCCGGAGGGGACGUUUUUCUUGGAAUCUAUUGAUGCAUCGAGCGAAUCCCAUGAUGCCAACAUGUUGGCUAGGUUACUAGAGAGCAAGAUUCAAGAGAUAGGCACAGAAAAUGUUGUCCAAAUUGUGACAGAUAAUGGUGCUAAUUACAAAGCAGCGGGCAAGUUGUUGGAAGAUAAGAUACCUACACUGUUUUGGACUCCAUGCGCGGCACAUUGCUUGGACCUAAUGUUGGAAGACAUUGGCGAGUUAGUUGAGUUCAAACAGAAGAUUGAAAGUGCUAGACGCAUCACUACCUUCAUAUAUAGGCAUGGAAGGAUCUUAAAUGCUAUGAGGGAGUUUACUGGUGGUAAGGAUCUUGUGAGACCCGGAGUAACUCGAUUUGCCACAGCUUUCCUUACAUUGCAGAGCUUAUACAGGCAUCAGAAAGCUUUAAAAAACUUGUUUGUUAGUGAUAAUUGGACUACUUCUAAACUAGCAAACACACAAGCUGGAAAGAAGAUCUAUGACUCGGUAUUUUCUACUCGUUUCUGGUCUGGGGUGGAAGAUUGCAUUAAGGCUUCUCAACCGAUUCUUGUUGUAUUGAGAAUCGUAGAUGGUGAUGAGAUCCCUGCUAUGCCCGAGGUUGCUAUGGCUAUGACUACUGCAAGGAGGAAAUUGAAUGAAGCGUUUGCAAGUCAAUCAAGGUUGCUGGCAAGAUUGAUGGAUAUUGUGGAUAGACGUUGGCAAGAUCAAAUGGGAGUUGACUUGUAUGGAGCAGCAUUGUUUUUAAAUCCGUCCCAUUAUUUUGAUUUGAAAGUAAGUGAUAGUGAAUAUGCUUCUAAGCAGCGGGCCAUGUUUAAUGAAGUGCUUGAGAAGAUGGUUCCAGAUCAACAAACACAACUCAAAAUAGCCAAUCAAGUUGAUGAGUAUGAUUAUUUGCGAGGAAGUUUUGGGAAGCAAUUAGCUAUCAACCAACACAAAAACAAAACUCCUCUUGAUUGGUGGAUGGCUUUUGGAGGCAAUCAUUUUGAGCUCCAAAAAUUAGCACUGCGCAUUAUUUCCCUCUGCUGUUCAUCUGCCGGUUGUGAACGUAACUGGAGCACCUUUGAGUUCAUUCACACAAAAAGAAGAAACCGAUUAGAACAUAAACGGUUGAAUGACUUGGUUUAUGUGAAGUAUAACCGGAAGAUUGUUAGUCGGUUUCAAAAGCGGCGUGAGGAAGGAACAAACUUCAACCCAUUAGUUCUUGAAGAAUUUCAAUGGGAAAAUGAAUGGGUGGAUGGUACUAAUCAUAAUGAUAAUGUUCAUGUCGGUGAGGACCUCACUUGGAGUCUUGUUGAUGAGGUGCUUGGUGCUUCAGCAAAUUUGGAGGGAAGAAAUCUUCCUACAAGAGCACAUGCAGGUGAAGGCACGAGUGCACCAAUACAUUAUUCCCGGCGUCGCAAUACUUCAUCAAUGGGAGGUUUGAGGGAUGAAGUAGAUGAUGAAGAUCCUUUCCCAAAUGAUGAUGAAGAUAUUGAUGAUGAUGAAGAAGAUGAGGGAAUUGAGAGUGAUGAGGAUAAUGAUGGUGGUGCAGGGCUCGGGAUUGAUUUAAUGGAUGCUUAA
Molecule: messenger RNA, 2565 nt
Organism: Ipomoea nil (Japanese morning glory)
Lineage: Eukaryota; Viridiplantae; Streptophyta; Magnoliopsida; Solanales; Convolvulaceae
Exons: 4
Coding region: 1-2565 (854 amino acids)
Molecular function (GO): protein dimerization activity
Source: RefSeq, a predicted model, not a curated record